AUCGGUUCAUGAUCUCAAUUAAAAUAUUUAUCUGAAAACUUAAGUGAGUAUAUAUGAUUUACUUGUUACUUUUUGAUUUAGGAUAAUUCAUCAGCUGAUUUCAAUUGAUGAAAGAUACUACUCGUUUAAUUUACUUGCAAACUUACGAUAGUUUUUCUUCCCCCUAUCGAUCAUGAUCCCACCCACCUUUUAAUUAUAAGCAAUAAAUAAGAAUAAGUUUUGAUAAAGAUAUAUAUAUGUGUAGGACAGACAUAUCUAAUGAGAAAAAACACACACACACACUCAUCAUAUGAAUGUCUAUCCUACAUAAAUUCAUGGAUAGUCUACCUUUAUUAUGGAAUUUUUUACGGAUUGUCACAUGUGUGUUGCCCACUAAAUUUUUUUUCUUUUAAAAACUGAUUUAUGAUUGGUUAAUUAUUGGGCGAUUUGACCUUGUAAUGAUUAGUAUUAGAUAUAAUACAUAUAUCUUAAGUAAUGGAGUUACUAUGUCUCUGAGUCUUUAGAAUUUUUUUUAUUUUUUAAUUGUUACUAUUCGAUAUUGUACAUUAAAAAGAGAAAAAAAAGAAGAAAUUUAGUUGCUAUGAGCAAUAAAAGAAUUAAACGAUCUAUACCAAUAUGGUCAACAUGUUUUUGUAUUGAUAUUCAUCGUUGUGGAUUAUUUAAACAAACCAAUCGAAAAUUAGCUUAUUUCAUACAAAAAGGUAAUCUUCCAGCAAUUGAACAUAUAUUAAAACGUAUAAAACAACCAUUAAAUAAUUUAACAAUAAUUGUGAAACGACAUCAAUUCAAUACAUUCUAUCCAUAUUUAAUGAAUCAUCAUCAUCAUUAUUUUUAUCAAGAAUGUUCACCAGUUCUAUGGGCUAUAGAUUGUUUACAAUGGAAUGUUUUACCAUUAUUAUCCUAUUAUGGUAUCGAUAUCAAUCGUCCACAAUUAUGCCGUCGUUGGACAGAUUGUAUAUGUAAAAAGAAUUCACGAUCAAAUAAUCAUAAUAAUAAUAAUAUAUUACCAUAUCGGAAAUUUUGGACACAUGGUCAUUAUACAUAUCAAUCUGCAUUAGAUUAUUUCUUUGCUAGUAUUUAUGAAUAUAUCAAUGAUAAUUAUUUAAAUGAUAUUAAUCUAUUAACAUUUUAUAAUAUACAUUUAACAAAUCUAUUAACAAAAGGUAUUGAUAUACAUCGUAUUAAUUCAGUAAUUAUAUUUAAUUUAUUAGCAAUUAGUUUUAAUCAAUAUUUAUAUCAAUCUAUCACAUCUAUAAAUAAUCAUUUAAUAUUAACAAAAAUUAAUAAUCAAUCAUUUAUUGAAUUAUUGAUUAUUAAAAAACUUAUUAAAAAUGGUUAUUCACAAUUUGAAUGUAUGGAUUAUUUAUAUUCCUAUUGUAAUUGGUUUAGUAUAUUAUUAUGUAUAUUAUGUCAUCCGAAUAUUGAUCUAUAUCAUAAUAAUAAUAAUAAUAAUAAUAGUAAUAGUAAUAAUAAUAAUAGUAAUAAUAAUAAUAGUAAUAGUAAUAAUAAUAGUAAUAAUAAUAAUAGUAAUAGUAAUAAUAAUAGUAAUAAUAAUAAUAAUGGUAAUAAUAAUAAUAGUAAUAACAGUAAUAGUAAUGAUGAAUAA
Schistosoma bovis is the source of this 1606-nucleotide messenger RNA. The record is from the annotation of a GenBank genome assembly. NCBI's taxonomy places the organism in Eukaryota, Metazoa, Platyhelminthes, Trematoda, Strigeidida, Schistosomatidae.